AUGGGAGGAAAACCACGACGGGAAGUGGCCCCGGCCGAGACUCCUCCGCGCUUGGCUCCGCAGAGGCACCAGGGACUGCGGGCUGCAGCUGGCUUCGAGCUGGAGGAGCCGAGCUGCCCUGCCAUGUCGUCCUCCAAACGCCGAGACGCGGAUGAGGUUUUCGAUUUUAAUGAUGUGAUUCCAGAGACCCAGAGGCUGGACAGCAGUUUGCAGAAGGCCCGAGCCCAGCUGUCGGCCAAGGGCAGGCGGCACCGCCCGUCCCGGUCCCGCUUGAGAGACAGCGUCAGCUCGGCGGAAGGGGACGACAGCCUGGAGAGGAAGGUGGCCGAUAAAUAUGGCAGCCCGCGGCACCGUCUGAGAUCCCCGCUGCACGCCACCCUGCAGGUCUCCUCUCCCCUCUCCGGCUCCUCCCCCUUCCUCCGCGCCACCGAGUUCUCCUUCGACGCCUCCGUGGUCAGGAGGUCGCUGGAGGAGGACGAGCAGCCUUCGUCCCCGCUGAUCCGCUACCGGCCCCUGACCAACGCUUCCUCCCAAGAGGCCUUGGGAUGCACCCCCACCAGCUCGCCCCCCAAGUCCUGCCACAGCUCGGACAGCUCGCCCAUCUACACCCGGAGGGACCGCCGGGCCGAGCGGCACAGCGAAGAUGACACAAGCCCAUCAGAGCCUGCCAGCCCCACCAUCGGGCUUGACAAGAAGACCCGGAGGAAGUUCCUGGAUUUGGGGGUGACCCUGAGACGAGCCUCUUCCAGCAAAAGCAGGAAAGAGAAGGGGAGCAACCGGUUGUCCAUGGGGAGCAGGGAGCUGUCGGAGGGCUCCAGCCGCUCGUCCGUGUCCCCAUUCAUGCCCUUCUCCUGGUUCAUGGACAGUGGGAAGGGCUUGGCCUCGUCCGGCAGCACCGUCUCCCCGACCCGCUCGCCCAAGAGGGAGGGCUUAAGCCCCAAGAAAUCUGCCUCCCAGGACUCCACCCUGAGCGACGACUCCACCCCACCCAGCAGCAGCCCCAAGACGUUGAGCAGCGGCGCCAGCGAGACGAAAUGCUCCUACCCCUACCACACGCUGUCCCAGUCCUCCGACGAGUUCCUGGACGAGCCCCUCAGCGCCGCCACCAGCUGGAGCAGCCAGCAAGUGGGCCAGUGGCUGGAGAGCCUGAACUUGGAGCAGUACGUGGGCGAGUUCGCAGCCCGCGAGGUGGACGGCCAGCAGCUGCUGCAGCUGGAUGGAGCCAAGCUGAAGGCCCUCGGCAUCAGCAGCUCCACCGACCGGGCCCUGCUGAAGCGGAAGCUGAAGGACCUGAGCGUGGCGGUGGAGAAGGAGCGGAAAGCCCAGGAGAAGGUGGAGAAGCAGAGGGAGAAGCAGAAGCAGAAGAAGAAAGAGCAGGAGCCGCAGCGGAGGAGUUAG
Molecule: messenger RNA, 1398 nt
Organism: Emys orbicularis (European pond turtle)
Lineage: Eukaryota; Metazoa; Chordata; Testudines; Emydidae
Gene: SAMD14
Product: sterile alpha motif domain containing 14
Exons: 10
Coding region: 1-1398 (465 amino acids)
Biological process (GO): actin filament organization; neuron projection development; calcium-mediated signaling
Cellular component (GO): actin cytoskeleton; cytoplasm; dendrite
Molecular function (GO): actin filament binding
Source: RefSeq, a predicted model, not a curated record